Molecule: messenger RNA, 2859 nt
Organism: Penicillium subrubescens
Lineage: Eukaryota; Fungi; Ascomycota; Eurotiomycetes; Eurotiales; Aspergillaceae
Exons: 8
Coding region: 593-2647 (684 amino acids)
Biological process (GO): potassium ion import across plasma membrane; intracellular potassium ion homeostasis
Cellular component (GO): plasma membrane
Molecular function (GO): high-affinity potassium ion transmembrane transporter activity
Source: RefSeq, a predicted model, not a curated record
AUAUAACCUCCCCUGAAUUUGAAUCGAUUACUCUCAAAUUUCUGCAAAUACUCAAAUCAUGUGAGGAAUAUUCAACGUUGAAGCUCCACUUCUUCACGACUUCCCUCGGUCCGCCACACCUUCACCCAGGUGGGGCAGCCGUUGAUCCAAGAAAAAAAAAACCCUUCCAAGCCCAAAACCCACACAACACCGCACAGCCUGGUGCCUGAUCUGUACUUCAAACACUGGUCUUGCAGACGUGCAGUUUUUGCCCGUUAGGCAAAUUCCCCCUCUCUUCUUCCUGCAACAACUGUAGCCAUGAUCCCUCGCCGCCUAGCCAUCCUGAUCCAACACGCCCGCGGCCCGUAGUGGUUGCGCGCCUUUGACAUCUCGUGGUCCGACGAUUAACCGGGCAGCGGAGGGAGCUCUACUUCGAACUACUUGACCUAAUUGACCUAUUCGAACUCCUCGAGCUACUUUGGAAGUGAUAGCCACUGCUGUGUAACACGAAAGAAGCUGCAUCGUACACCGACACCCACGAGGGCGCUGCAUUAUUCCGCUCUCUUCUCAUUGGAUUGCGUUUGAUACUGCUAUUCCCAUUUCAUCCUAUGAGAUGAGACUCCAGGCCAUGCUGAUCCCUCGAAAGGUGAGAGCGACAAUGGGCCGGGCCAUCAUGGCUGUACUCCCGCCGUGCAAUUUCCUCACCCUUCAUUAUCUCUACUUCAUCGCGACAUGUCUGGUGACCAGCAUCAUCUUCUACUUGACCUCCACCCCGUGGAAGAGUGUGGCAUAUGUGGAUGCCAUCUUCUUGUGCGUCAGUGCCAUGACUGGCGCGGGUUUGAAUACGGUCGACCUGUCAACAUUGAACACCUUCCAACAAGCCAUCCUGUUCAUCCUCUUGAUCUUGGGAUCUGCCAUUCUCAUCUCGAGCACCGUUCUUAUGGUGCGUAAGCAGGCAUUUGAGGACAAACUAAAGCACUUCUCAGAGGAGCGUGAGGCCUCUCGCCGUGCCUCGGCUUUGGAACUGCAAAACUCCACACCGGAACUGGAUGCUACUCUCAACGAAGGGGAUAGCCAGGUCCAGCUGAAAGGUACGGCUGACGAGCGUUUGGGCGAAUCAUCCACAUUUCGUUGCGAUCAAAUCAUAUGGGUCGACGAUGAUCAAAUCACUGUUGGCGAUGUCCAAGCCCGGAAUCACCAUCAUCACCGCCGGGUGUUUCCCAUGGCCGGUGUAGGCGCCCGGCCAGAUCUGAACAAUCACCCCCGCGAUGUUGCACCACUGCCUCUGUAUACCGACGACUUUUCAGUAUCUGGGCUCAAGGGGAUCAUCCGUGGCACACAAAAAUACUUCUCCUCCAAAGGGUUUAUCUCACGUAACUCGCAAUUCUACGGCUUGACUUCUACCGAGCGGGAGAAACUCGGCGGUGUCGAAUACAAGGCCGUCUCCUUCUUGGCGAUCAUCGUAUCGCUUUACUUUUCGAUGUUUUUGAUUCUUGGUAUCGUUGGUAUGGGUGCAUGGCUUGAAGCGAACCACCCUGAAGUUUCCGAAGUCAAUGGACUUUCGCCGUUUUGGACCGGCGCUUUCUUUGCAGUUUCUGCAUUUGUGAACAGUGGCAUGUCUCUUUUGGAUAAGAACAUGACUGCUUUACAGUUGAAUGCCUACCCACUUCUCACGCUGGGCAUGCUCAUUCUUGCGGGUAAUACCCUUUACCCAUGCUUCCUACGCUUCAUCGUUUGGACUAUGCGAAUAAUGCUGCCCGAUACCCCGUCGUGGAAGUCAUGGCGGGUGACACUUGAUUUUAUCUUGGAUCACCCAAGAAGGGUAUACACCAACCUUUUCCCCGCUCGACACACAUGGUAUCUUCUUGCCACUAUCAUUGUCCUCAAUGGAAUUGACUGGGCGGCCUUUGAGCUCUUGUCUAUUGGAAACAAGGAAAUUGAGGCCUUGCCGACUGAGUAUCGAAUUCUCGAUGGCCUGUUCCAGGCAUUGGCUGUGCGUGCUGGUGGAUUCUACGUGGUGACGAUUGCUGAUCUGCGACAAGGACUCCUUGUACUCUAUGUCCUCAUGAUGUACGUCUCCGCAUUCCCCGUGCUGGUGACAAUCCGCAACACAAACGUCUACGAAGAACGCUCCCUGGGAAUCUACGCCCACGACGAAACCCCCGAGACCCCCUCCAACACCAGCCGCAGCAACGUCCUCAUGGACCUAAUGCGGCACCACAUGGGCCGACCAACACUCUCCGAAUCCUCACGCGGCUACUUCGUCCACCAACAAGUCCGCUCCCAACUCAGCCACGACAUCUGGUGGAUCGCCCUUGCAGUACUCUUCAUCGCCAUCGCCGAAUCAGACCACUACACCGACGAACCCGUCGCCUUCAGCACCUUCAACAUCAUUUUCGAGGUUGUUUCUGCGUAUGGCUGUGUGGGUGUUAGUGUUGGGUAUCCUGGCAAGAAUUACUCGUUUUGCGGGGCUUGGCAUACAAUUAGUAAAUUGAUUCUUGCGGCGGUUGCGUUGAGGGGGAGACAUCGUGGUUUGCCGGUUGCGAUUGAUAAGGCGAUUAUGUUGCCGAGGGAGAGUUUGGCGUGGGCGGAGGAGGAAGAUGCGGCGUUGAGGAGGGAGAGGACGAGGAAUUGGGGCCAGGAGAGGAUGCCUUUGGGUUCGGUUUGAUUAGGUUUUAUGUGACCAUGACUUUUUGAUUUUGGAUUGACUUGCUCUUAGCGUGUCAUUGGUGGGAGAUACCCAUUGUGUUGUCUCGAUUUAUGACCUUUGCUCUUACUAGGCGAGGGUGGUGAGGUGGUGAGAUGAUACUACCUACUCUAUUCUAUGGGUUGAACAUUUUGGUAGAAAGAUAUUCAGAAAGAUAUUCAAUUCAUGCAUUG